UUUAUGUACUGUCAUUUCAAAUUAUUUUUAUUUAUGUUAACUUAAAAUACCUCAUAAUUCCAUAAAUUCAAUGUACUAAUUAGUUUUAGUUCUAAAAUUAUUAAAUUACUUGUAUUAUUAAAUUAGUUGUACAAUGGCAGCAAAAGUAGCAGAUGUACUAAAACCUGUUUCCUGGUUAAUUGGAACAUGGAAAUCCGUUAAUGCUUGUUCUAUGUUUCCAACUAUGAAAGAACCUAUAAAAUACCACGAACUUUUAACAUUUUCUAUAAUUGGUGAGCCUUUUCUGAUAUAUAAUUCAAUAACAUGGGAUGAUAAAAAUACGAAAUACAUGCAUAUAGAAGGCGGCCACUUAAGAAUAAUGGAAGAUGGAUGUAGUGUCUCCUUGUUAACAUCGCAAAAUUUUGGAAUUUGUUCCGUGGAAGAUGGUAAGGUUGAAAACAAUUCUAUAAAGUUUGAUGCAUCUGUUAUAUCCCAUUCGAAAUUCUGCCCAAAGAAGGUAUGUGGAAUUAGAAGGUGUUUUUGUUUAAAUAAAGAAGGGAAAUUGGAAUAUACAAUGUGUUUGCAAACACCAGAAGUACCACUUACUAAACAUUUAAUAGUCUGUUAUGAAAAGUUAAAUACCAAAACCAAAAACCAAAAGAAGAAGUGUUAAAUAUUCCUCACAAUAUUUUUUAUAUUACUGUAUUACUUUUUUUUGUUUUCAGACAAUACUUAUUUUUCUUUCCUAUUUCUUUCUCUAAAUAAAAUAUUUUAUAUUCAA
Diabrotica virgifera virgifera (western corn rootworm) is the source of this 760-nucleotide messenger RNA. Its product is annotated as peroxynitrite isomerase THAP4-like. The record is from RefSeq and is a predicted model, not a curated record. NCBI's taxonomy places the organism in Eukaryota, Metazoa, Arthropoda, Insecta, Coleoptera, Chrysomelidae. The coding region runs from base 134 to 652 and encodes 172 amino acids. The transcript has a single exon.